This is a messenger RNA of Scatophagus argus, 4858 nucleotides long. RefSeq names its product 5'-nucleotidase, cytosolic IIa (gene nt5c2a). Lineage: Eukaryota; Metazoa; Chordata; Actinopteri; Scatophagidae. The record is from RefSeq and is a predicted model, not a curated record. Gene Ontology annotation, molecular function: 5'-nucleotidase activity. The coding region runs from base 100 to 1791 and encodes 563 amino acids. The transcript is spliced from 18 exons.
AAGCAGAAGCAGAAGAAGAAGAAGAAGAAGCAAAAGCAGAAAGAGGAGGAGGAGGAGGGGUAGAAGGAGAAAGAGACGACACAUAUUUAACGGUUAAAGAUGACGACUUCAUGGAGUGACCGUCUGCAGAACUAUGCAGACCUACCAGCCAACAUGGACGGCGUGGCCAUGAAGAAGUAUCGACGUGAAGCUCACCACAGAGUAUUUGUCAACCGAAGCUUGGCCAUGGAGAAGAUCAAAUGUUUUGGCUUUGAUAUGGAUUACACUCUGGCUGUUUAUAAAUCUCCUGAAUAUGAAUCGCUGGGCUUCGACUUGACAGUGGAGCGCCUGGUAUCCAUCGGAUAUCCACAAGAGCUGCUCAACUUCGUCUACGACCCGUCCUUCCCCACCAGAGGUCUGGUUUUCGACACCAUGUAUGGAAACCUGCUCAAAGUGGAUGCCUAUGGGAACAUCCUGGUGUGUGUGCACGGAUUUAACUUCUUGAGGGGACCUGAUAUAAGAGAGAUGUACCCCAACAAAUUUAUUCAACGUGGAGACACGGACCGUUUCUACAUCCUCAACACGCUCUUCAACCUGCCAGAAACCUACCUCUUUGCUUGCCUGGUUGAUUUCUUCAGUAACUGCUCCAGAUACACAAGUUGUGAGACUGGCUUUAAAGAUGGUGACCUUUUCAUGUCCUACAAGAGCAUGUUCCAGGAUGUCAGAGACGCUGUGGACUGGGUUCAUUUCAAGGGGUCCUUAAAAGAAAAGACGGUUGAAAACCUAGAGAAGUAUGUGGUGAAGGAUCCGAAGCUUCCUCUCCUCCUCAGUCGUAUGAAUGAAGUAGCCAAGGUAUUUCUGGCUACCAACAGUGAUUACAAAUACACAGAGAAAAUUAUGACCUACCUGUUUGACUUUCCCCACGGUCCCAAGCCUGGCACACCUCACCGGCCCUGGCAGUCUUACUUUGACCUGAUCCUGGUGGAUGCCCGCAAACCUGUCUUUUUUGGAGAGGGAACAGUGCUGCGGCAGGUCGACACUACCACAGGUCGGCUGAAGAUUGGCACAUACACUGGACCUCUCCAGCAUGGUAUUGUUUACUCUGGAGGUUCUUCAGACAUUGUUUGUGACUUGCUGGGUGCUAAAGGAAAGGACAUCAUCUACAUUGGAGACCACAUUUUUGGUGACAUUCUCAAAUCGAAGAAGCGUCAGGGCUGGAGGACUUUCCUGGUGAUACCUGAGCUGGCCCAGGAGUUACACGUGUGGACUGACAAGAGCUCCAUAUUUGAGGAACUCCAGUCUCUGGAAUGCUUCCUGGCAGAGCUUUACAAGCAUCUGGACAGCAGCAGCAAUGAGAGGCCAGACAUCAGCUCGCUGCAGAGACGGAUUAAGAAAGUGACUCAUGACAUGGACAUGUGCUACGGCAUGAUGGGAAGUCUGUUUCGCAGUGGAUCUCGACAGACACUGUUUGCAUCCCAAGUCAUGCGUUAUGCUGACCUGUACGCCGCCUCCUUCAUCAACCUGCUGUACUACCCCUUCAGCUAUCUGUUCAGAGCUGCACACGUACUGAUGCCUCAUGAGUCGACAGUGGAGCACACCCACGUCAAUAUCAUUGACACAGAGUCGCCACUGGCCACCAGAAACCGCCAUGACGUCAACUUUAAGGAAAUGGAGUGCAAACGGCACCAGCUGACCCGUUCCAUCAGUGAGAUCCAGCCACCCCACUUCUUCCCUCAGGCUCCACAAGAGAUCACCCACUGCCAUGAUGAGGAUGAUGAUGAGGAGGAGGAGGAGGAGGAAGAAGAAGAGUAGAUGGUCAAAGAAGAACAGGAAUCUGCAGAUGAGCCUUGCUGUCACGUUCAGUACAUCCUGUUUUCAUUUUUUUAAGGUUUUUUUUUUUUUUGGUUAAUAACUAAAGGGCUGUAGCAGAGGAGUCUGACCUGGUCUGUGGACUACUGUAGAUUCAAGUGGUCUCGCUACAUCCCAAUAAUUGAAUCUGUCCAUGGUUAAAAGAGAUUUCUAAAGUGAGUUUAGAUUUAUAUUUUUAUGAUUCAGGCAGUGAAACUAAAAAUGACAAAGAAGUGUAGAAGAUAUAUCUAUAAAGUGAAAGAAAAGAACUGCAGAGGACCAAAAUUGCCAAAAUCAAAAAUAAACAACUAAAUGACAUAAUAAAUAAAUUAAUAACAUGCUGUCAAAAGUUGACAACAUCCAUUUUCUAUAUCACCUAUCUUUCAGGGUGAGGGGCAGGGUACACACCCUGGACUGGUUGCCAGGGCUGACACACAAAGACAGACAACCACACACGCACACACUCACACCUAGAGGCAAUGUACAGUCAGUGCAAUGCCAGUCAACCUAAUGUGCAUGUUUUUGGAACAGGGAGAUCAUGCAGACUCCACACAGAAGGACCCAGAUCGGAAUUCGAACCCUCUUGUUCUGAGAUGACAGAGCUAACAACUUCACCACCGUGCUGCCCAAGUUUACGAUAUGACAUACUUUAAAUGACGACACCCCUCACAGAAGCAGAAAUGCAUGAAGAAAUGUAAAAAGAAACAUAGAAAUACAUGUGGGGAAACACGUAGGAUUGUAAGGGGAAAAAAAUGCAAAAAUAAAUACAUAAAAAAUAAGUCCUUUAAAAAACGAAUCAGUAAAUAAAAUAGAAACUUAAAUGAUAAGAAAUUGAAGAAUUAGUACAAAGGGAAAUGUAUGUACAUUUAUUUUUAUUAUUAUUUUGAUGCAUUUAAUGGCAUAUUAAUUUAUUUAUUGUCCUUUAUUUACUUAUUUAUAUUUGAUUUUGGCAGUUUGGAUUCUCCAUAAAGAACUUGCUUAAGGUAGUGCCUGCUUUUGUAAGGGGAUCAUUCAUUUAUCAGUGCAGUAUACAUUCAUUAAGUUGUACUGUAAACAUUUCGCUGCCAUGCUGCUUACUCCUGCACCUCUCCCUUUAAAAGAUGCAUAACGUUGAGGUGAAGAGGUCAGCCUUUAUCUUUCUUAACCUGUCUUAAAGGAACAAUCCAUUCUAAAACUGUUGAGAUAGCCACACUAGUCACAUACUUGCCAUUUUUGGGACCGUAUUGUUUUUUUUGUUUUUUUUGAGGUGACAUUUUUGUGUCCUCACUUCCAAAGAAUAAUGGCCAAAUGUAGAGAUGAGACGAUAUGCUUGUGGUUUCUUGAAAGGAAUUCUGGCAAAUGUUGGAACUAAAUAACGGCAUUUUUGAGGGUAAAGUUUUACUUUAAGAGAACUGAAACGUCGUUUGUUUAUUAAACACAACUGCUGACAGCUUCUGGAUAUUUUUUGAAUAUUUUUACAAUAUUUUUUGUUCAGCAGAUAGAUUGUAAUUCCUAUUGCUUAGAGUAGGAACACAUUUCCCAUAUCCCACAGAAGCAGAAAAACUCAAGGUUGUUUAAAAUUGCUAAAAAAAAAAAGUCAUGUGGAUAAUACACUGUACAGUGGAUUCUGAAACGGUUACUGCCUUACUCAUCUUGCUUUGAGUUGAUUCAUUAAGCGUAAAUGAAAAUUAAUGUUGAACAUUAAUGUUGAAAUAUUUGCAUCUAAAGAAUGACAAGUGAAAUGUAUGGAGGGCCACUUCUGCCAGAAAAUAAUGAAUAGUUAAGAUGAAUUAGAAUAACAGUCGAGGUUAAAAUAAGAUUCCAGGUCAGUGUUUUGUCUUUCAGAGGUAAAAUUUGCCACAUCUUAAAUUUUCAAAAUCAAAACACAUAACUAAAUUCUAAUUAUGAUAAAUAUCACUAUUUCAAAAUUAUUCUGUCCAAGUCUAAAUUUUGUGUUCCUUGAUUGCUAAAUUUGACAUAUCAGCUCAAAAAUUUGAAUUGUAAAGUCAAACUUUUGUCACGCUAUCCCCUGAUUUUGACUCGGUGUGAGUGUUUGUGUUUUUGCCAUUUGGAAAGCUUUGUGCCUGUAUUGGUCUUCCAUAGGGAAGCGAACCUGCUGCUGUUCUGACUGCAGUUUGAACAUGAUCAGGACUGUCUCUAGUGCCAUCUGCUGUAAACAUGCUGUUACUGUAAUAUGAGAAAGGGCCAGUCUCCAUAUGCACUAAUGACACCACAGCUACUGUCAACAUAAUGAGGAUGCAGCAGUGUGUUUUAUUGCUGUUAGAUGUUUUAAAUUUUACUUUUUUUAUCAUGCGUUUAUUUUGCUGCCUUGAUUUUUAAAGGACCUGUUUGCCAAAAAAAGUCACAUCUGCUGAUAUGAUCAUACAGCGUUGAUCCUUAGAUAAGGGGGACUGCGGCUAUUUAAAAUCUCUCUGAUUGACAGACGGCUAAUCCAGCAUGUUUUACUGUGUGAUUCUACUGUUUAUGUGUUAUGGCCUCACACAAGAUCACUGAUUAAAUUUGAUGAAGUUUGGACUGAAGAGACUCGCAAAUGAAAUGUGAGCUCAAAUGGACAGCCAGUUGUUUUUUUUUUUUCGAUCUUCUUCAUCUCCGUUGCACUUUGACAUGUUAAUGUGGUUACUGUAUUUGAGUAUGGAAGCAAUAAUAGACUGUUACUCUGCUGCUGUUGAAACACAAAGGUUUCAGAGGGAGUCGUGAUCGACUGUGGACUGCAAAGCAAGCAGUACCGCUGAUUGAAAUUUUUCACUUUGAUUUUCAAGUCAUCUCAAAACGAUUUCGCACAUCUGUUUUAACGGCACUGAUUGCUGUCAGCCUUGAAAGUUAACAUAUACUUUGAUAACCAGACAUAGUCGAAUGUAAACCAAAAGAACGGUUGUUGUUUUUAGCAGCAGUAGUUAAUGCAUGUGCUGAAGGUGCAUUGUUUUGCUGUUUUAGUUGAAAUGUUGGUUUUGAAAAAUGUUGAAAAGAAGCAACGCUGCAGUGGAAAUGCUUCAAGCUAUGGCUGAUGUUUUUAAUAAAUUUUCUGAUCUGA